UUUUCGUGGGGCCACUAAAAAAAUUUAAAUUAUUGAAUAGCUCGGAUCAUCCGUACGGGACUUAGGGUGGGCCUUGCGUGACGUUCGGUGCAUCUUUGAUAGGUACCUUUAGCAUUUUCGAUAUUAGAGUAGUGUGUAGGAACUAGUGAUGGAUAAUGGAUGGCAGAUAAAAUCUCAAUAGAGUUAGGAUAAAAUUUUGAAUAGGAACUAGUGGUGGAUAAUGGAUGGCAGAUAAAAUCUCAAUAGAGUUAGGAUAAAAUUUUGAAUUUAUUAGAUCAAAAAUGCUAGAGGCACAUCAGUUGUGUCACACCUCAAUCACACUCCUCUCACAUACAGGUGGGUCCCACUGAAACAAGCCCCACGUGUAUGUAAGAGGGGUGUGACUGAAGUGUGGCAUUAUCUGUCAUCGAUAUAAAAUUUUGAAUUUCGAUAUAAAAUUUUGAAUUUUAAAUUUUCGGUGUUUAGUAGUAAAACAGAAAACAUAAGUGAACGAGAAACAUUUUCUUAUUUAGUCAACUAAAAAUACUAACGAAAAACCAAUCAUUUCAGCUGAAAAAUGUCCCUUUAAAAAAAUGUGGAAAAUGAUUUCUGAAAAAAUGCUCCGGAAAACACUUUCUGAGAGACGACUUGAUGCUCGCGACACUCCGACCCAAGACCUCAGAAACCUUCGACCAAAUCGAACUCAGCACAAGCACACGGGGCGAAUCUCAACAUCGUUCGAACCCAAACUACAUCGGAAAGGCACGAGCCUGAAAUCCUAGUCAAUCGACUACGGCAGCACCCCAUUUGUCAUCAGAUACUAAAAAAAUCUGAACUCUCAGCUGACUCUAAUGACCGAAGGAAACUCUUUCGCGUUAUUGAAUCAGUUGGAGGAUAUUUUGGAUUCUGAUCCUCUUAUUGAUGAAGUGGGGUUUAUUCAUCCAUCCCAGUUUGUCACGCUCAAUAGAGAGGCUGGUGGCUCUCUUGCCUCUUCUGUGCGAACUACUCCUCAGUCUGAAGAUGGAGUCCUACGGCCAAGAGUCCCAGAAGUUAAUUCUUCAGAAACAGUUUUCUGGUGUCGAGAUCAUAAGUUGGGCAUUUCAACGCAGGUUCUUCUUCCACUAUAUAAUGCUGCAAAGCAUGCAUUUAUGGCCUCACUUGAAAGAUACAAGAGUCAUAGCAGUGUUUCUGCAAAGAAAGAUGAAUCUGGAGGCAAGGAUAUGUCAAGCUGCUUUUCACCUUCCCUAAACAUCCUGGAAAGUGAACUCAUGAAGCAUAGCAGGGCUCUUUUGUUGCUAAGCUGUGAUUUUGUCACUGCAUGGAAUUCCAGGAAACUAGUUUUGUCAAAGAAGAAUAAUGUUCAGAUAUUUUUUGGGGAACUGUUCUUGUCAGCAUUGGUUCUUUCAUAUGCACCAAAAAGUGAAUCUUCUUGGAGCCACAGGCGGUGGGUAAUCAAAAUGCUGGCUGGAAAGUGUUCAAAUCUGCAGGAGAUUAUGGAAAAAGAAACUGAGUUAGUGACGAGAAUAGUUGAGAAACAAAAAAUGAAUUAUCGCGCAUGGAACCAUUGCUGCUGGUUAGUUUCCUACAUGUCGGAAGGACAGGUCUUGGAAGAGUUGAACAGGUCAAGAGAUUGGGCUAGAUUGCACAUCGCUGAUAACUCCUGCUUUCACUACCGUGCACGUUUAAUGCUCAAGAUGUUAGAAGAGUCGCGGGAUAAAGAAAGUCUAACUGGAUCCUCUGGUCAUAGUGCAGAACUUCGUCGAAUGUGGAAGGAGGAGCUUGACUGGACUGAACUUUUGAUAAAGCGUCAUAUUGGGCGAGAGGCACUAUGGCUGCAUCGCCGGUUCCUCUCUCUUUGUUGGAUGAAGUACUUUGCAACUGAUAUUCAUGAUGUGUCCUGCCGUUCUUAUCACAAAGAUAGCACGAGUCAUGAGAUUAGCGUCUUUAUGAACAAUGAGUUGGGACUCGUCCGCUCCUGCUCUACUAUUCGAGAUAAUGACUUUGAAGAUUUCCAAGCACACGCCACAUUUUCUUCAACGUACAUCUUGUGGUUGAUAAAGCAUCUCUCCGAGUCUCUGGAAAUUGAACUUCAAGAGAAGUUACCUUUAGGCGAGCUGAAGACAAUUAUGAAUGACAUAUGCCCAGAAAAGCUAUUUCUUUGGCAUUCUUUACAGGGUACAUGUGAAAGCACAUAAUUUCAUAACCUGAUAAGAAAUCCAUGCGGGGAGUUAGACUUCUUCAGAAGUAUGAGAAUCAGGUGCUGUUUCUUGUUCAAAAAAGUGCAGAUGUAGCGUAACGUGCCAUUGGCUGUUGGUGGCUUUCCAUCGUGUAUAAUGUUGUAUUUAUAACAAUUUAUCAAUCUAUUACACAGCUCUCUGUGUCUUUUACUUA
Molecule: messenger RNA, 2370 nt
Organism: Rhododendron vialii
Lineage: Eukaryota; Viridiplantae; Streptophyta; Magnoliopsida; Ericales; Ericaceae
Exons: 11
Coding region: 831-2174 (447 amino acids)
Biological process (GO): protein geranylgeranylation; protein farnesylation
Cellular component (GO): cytoplasm; CAAX-protein geranylgeranyltransferase complex; protein farnesyltransferase complex
Molecular function (GO): CAAX-protein geranylgeranyltransferase activity; protein farnesyltransferase activity
Source: RefSeq, a predicted model, not a curated record